AUGCUGAUGACCUGGGAGGAGGCUGGGAAGGGCCGGGCCGGGCCGGGCGCGGAGGGAGGCGAGUCCCCCGCUGCCAGUAACGCUGCCUUGUCUUUGCCCUUGCAGAGCAAUAUAUUCGGCGGUCUGGACGAGAGCCUGCUGGCCCGCGCGGAAGCUCUGGCGGCGGUGGAUAUCGUGUCCCCGGGCAAGAGCCACCACCAUCACCCGCCCCACCACAGCCCCUUCAAGCCGGACGCCACCUACCACACCAUGAACACCAUCCCCUGCACCUCGGCCGCCUCCUCCUCCUCCGUGCCCAUCUCGCACCCGUCCGCCCUGGCCGGCGCGCACCACCACCACCACCAUCACCACCACCACCACCAGCCGCACCAGGCGCUGGAAGGGGAGCUCUUAGACCACCUCACGCCCGGGCUGGCGCUCGGGGCCAUGACGGGACCGGACGGCUCGGUGGUGUCCACCCCAGCCCACGCUCCCCACAUGGCCAGCAUGAACCAUAUGCACCAGGCGGCUCUCAGCAUGGCCCAUGCCCACGGGCUGCCCUCUCACAUGGGCUGCAUGAGCGACGUGGACGCGGAUCCGCGGGAUUUGGAAGCCUUUGCCGAGAGGUUCAAGCAGCGGAGGAUCAAGCUGGGGGUGACCCAGGCGGACGUGGGCUCUGCCCUGGCCAACCUGAAGAUCCCGGGCGUGGGCUCCCUGAGCCAGAGCACCAUCUGCAGGUUCGAGUCCCUCACCUUGUCCCACAACAACAUGAUCGCCCUCAAGCCCAUCCUGCAAGCCUGGCUGGAGGAGGCGGAGAAGUCUCACCGGGAGAAGCUCACCAAGCCCGAGCUCUUCAACGGGGCGGAGAAGAAGAGGAAGCGCACCUCCAUCGCCGCUCCCGAGAAAAGGUCCCUGGAAGCCUACUUCGCCAUCCAGCCCCGUCCCUCCUCGGAAAAAAUCGCGGCCAUCGCGGAGAAACUCGACCUCAAGAAGAACGUGGUCCGGGUCUGGUUCUGCAACCAGAGACAGAAACAGAAACGAAUGAAAUACUCCGCUGGGAUUUAAAGUCUCCGGGGGCUGGCUUGCUUUCUUGUUUUUUGUUUUUGUUUUUUUUUUAAAUAAAAUAAAACAAAAAAACUAAAAUCAACAACAAGACACAUUUUAAUGAUUCGCUAUAGUGAGAGAGAGAGGGGCAGAGAAGCACAGAGGCAAAAAGACCUAGGGAGAGAGAGAAAGAGACUGGCAAACAAGAAGUAAAUUGUCAAGUUUAGGAAAGUUCCCCCUUGGAGAGACCCCCUGCUUGUUCACAGUGACUCAGUAUCACCCAGAGACUGACUUGUUGAAGGCAGAUCAGAAAUCCUUUUUAAAGGACCGAAGACGUACCAAGUAAGAUUUGUUUUUAUUCUUAAAGACAUCACCUAUGUUCACAUUUAAAAAAAAGUACACUUUGCAGCUAUUUUUCAGAGAAUAAAUUGACUCCAGACUGAAACUUUAGAGCUGAGGCUUCUACCAGUAGAGAUUCAUCUCAAAAGUAUUUUGAUUUAAGAAAAAAAAAAAGAUGGCAGGUUUUUCUGCAUUUACACUGCAUAUU
Gavialis gangeticus (Gharial) is the source of this 1570-nucleotide messenger RNA. RefSeq names its product POU class 4 homeobox 2 (gene POU4F2). The transcript has a single exon. The record is from RefSeq and is a predicted model, not a curated record. Gene Ontology annotation, biological process: regulation of transcription by RNA polymerase II. NCBI's taxonomy places the organism in Eukaryota, Metazoa, Chordata, Crocodylia, Gavialidae. Bases 1 to 1044 code for a protein of 347 amino acids. Gene Ontology annotation, molecular function: DNA-binding transcription factor activity, RNA polymerase II-specific; RNA polymerase II cis-regulatory region sequence-specific DNA binding.